AUGCUUCGCUCCACACACAAGUUCCGGGCGGCCUUUGUCAUCGUUGCGGCACUCGUGGUUUCUCUUCUUGCGGCUGAUGCUGCUCUUGGCGGCGGUACGCCCGACGAUGAGGUGACGAAGCAGAUGCUUCUCGUCGGUGAUGCGGCGCUGCGUCAGGGGCGUAGCCACUACCAGGAGGCAUUGGCGAAGUACACGAAGGCGCUCACUCACAACCCCAGCAGUGUUCGCGGCUUAUACAGUCGCGCUGAGUUGUUGUCCAUGAUGCGCCAGCGGGAGGAGUGCAUGCAUGACUUGGACCGUCUGCUUGAGUUGGAUCCAAAACACCACCGCGGUCUGGCCCUUCGCUCCUCGCUUAAUGCACAGGCCGGCAACCUGCAGGAGGCCAUUCGAGAUAUCGAGAGACUUGUCCCGCUCUACACGGCAAUGAAAAAAUCCUCUAAGGUGGCAGAGUACGAGUUGAAGCUAAAAGACCUCCACCAUUACACUGCGGCGUGGUUGCCUCUACGGGAAAAACUUGAGGCACACAAACAUGCGGCAGACGCGAUAAGCGUCAACAACUACAAGACGUGUGUGCUGCUACUGCAUGAUAUGAUUCGUAAGUUUGCAAGGGACAAUGUGGGACUACGGCUACAGCGCGCGGAAUGCGCACUAGCAUGUAGUGACAACCAGGCAGCUUCAGAGGAGCUGAAGUACGUUGUUCAGAAGGAGCCUCAAAAUCUGGAGGCGUUGGCGCUAGCUGCACGCACCUAUCGUGCGCUGGGGGCGACUGAGCAGGCGCGGGCGGAGUUGCGGAGGUGCCUCGUGCUGGACCCGGAGUAUGCCCCGUGUGCCCAGCUGCAGAAACUUGUGCGGGGGCAGAUACGAGUCACAAAGGCGGUUACGGCGGCACUCGAAGAGAAAAAUUACAAGCGUGCUCAGCGGCACAUUGACGAGGCGGAAAAUCUGGAGGAAAACCCGCCGUACAGGGAACAGCUUCUCCUGUGGCGCUGCGCCGUCGCUGUGGGGUUGCGCGACACGGAGAAGGGUCUUUCUGUGUGUGAAGAGGCCAUUGUCUUUCUGGGCGCUGAGAACCCUGCCUCCUUCGAUGUCCACCUGCAGAAAGUGGAUAUAUACCUCAUGCAGGACGACCUAAAAGGUGCCGAGCAACAGCUGCAGCACGCGCGUCGGCUCCAGCCGAAUAACGAGCGGCUACAUGAAUACAUGCAAAAAAUAGAAAAUCUCCGGCGUGUGGAGGGUAGGAAGGACUACUACAAGAUUCUAGGCAUCAAAAAGACGGCGGACGCUUCUGAGAUCCGACGCGCCUACCGUCAGCUGGCCAAGAAGUUGCAUCCCGACAAACUACGCUCGCAGGCGCUCUCCGCAGCGGAGCGGCAGAAGGCGGAUGAACGCUUCCGUGACAUCAACGAGGCAAAGGAGAUUCUACUUGAUGAAAAGAAGCGGGAAAUAUAUGACAGUGGCGAGGACCCAACGAAACCAGCUGGACAAGGCGGUGGGCAGCCGUUCUACGGCCAUCCGUUCACAUUUCACGGCAAUCCAUUUGGACACGGCGGGGGUCAACGUUUUUUCUUCCACUUUGACUGA
Molecule: messenger RNA, 1581 nt
Organism: Trypanosoma rangeli
Lineage: Eukaryota; Euglenozoa; Kinetoplastea; Trypanosomatida; Trypanosomatidae
Product: putative DNA-J protein
Exons: 1
Coding region: 1-1581 (526 amino acids)
Biological process (GO): protein folding in endoplasmic reticulum
Cellular component (GO): endoplasmic reticulum
Molecular function (GO): protein-folding chaperone binding; misfolded protein binding
Source: RefSeq, a predicted model, not a curated record